ACGCCUUAAAAAAUAACUCCACACCAACUUUAGGGGGGAAACCAACCAACAUAAAAAAAAGAAUCUCUGUAGGCCUGGUACAAAGAAAUGGGGAACAGCAUGGGAGGAAGAAAGAAGGCAAAGGUGAUGAAAAUUGAUGGGGAAACGUUCAAGUUAAAGACUCCAAUUCGAGCUUGGGAUGUAGUCAAGGACUAUCCAGGGCAUGUUUUAUUGGAUUCAGAGGCUGUAAAGCAUUUUGGAAUUCGUGCUAAGCCAUUAGAGCCACAACAGGACCUGAAGCCGAGGAAAAUUUAUUUCCUGGUAGAGUUGCCAAAGUUUCCAGAAGAAAAGGCACCUCGGAGGGUACGGUCAGGAGGCAUUCAUAUGAGUGCUAAGGACAGGUUAGAGUGCUUGAUGUUGUCAAGGAGAUCGGUUUCUGACCUUUCCAUGGUUAGACCAUCAUCGAGUCUAGGGUCCGAUGGGCUCGGACGGAGUUCAGGGGGGAUGACAGUGAAAAUGAGGCUGCCAAAGUCUCAAAUGGCAAAGUUGGUGGAGGAAAGCAGAGAUGGUGUAGAGGUGGCUGAAAAGAUUCUUGACCUUUACGUGGAAAACUCCAGCGGCGGCGACACCGAUAAUCAAAUGCACCUGGAAGCACCGUGGAAACCUGGCCUUGGUAGUAUUGGAGAAAAUUUUAAGGCCAAACGGGAGAAACGAGUGAGUUUUAUUCCACAAGAAGAGGGAGAAAUUCGUUUAGCCAACCAAUUGUAGCGCCAGAAUUGGAGUAACCAUUAGGUCAAGCAACCCAAAAGGCAGUUCAGCACCAAGACUAGCUAUCACUUUUUGUUGGUGCCCCUGUAACCCAUGUAAAUCUGCCAUGUAUUUAUUUGAAAAUAUUUUUGUUGGUGGAUGUUAGGGGUCUUCCUAAAGAGAAACCUGUAAUCAGUUAGACUAUAUAUAUGAAAAAUUUAUUGGGUCUAAUGUACAAGAUUUCGCGGCAAA
Molecule: messenger RNA, 978 nt
Organism: Theobroma umbraticum
Lineage: Eukaryota; Viridiplantae; Streptophyta; Magnoliopsida; Malvales; Malvaceae
Product: plastid movement impaired protein
Source: RefSeq, a predicted model, not a curated record